Messenger RNA from Molossus molossus (Pallas's mastiff bat), 3001 nucleotides. RefSeq names its product PDZ domain containing ring finger 3 (gene PDZRN3). The transcript is spliced from 11 exons. Gene Ontology annotation, biological process: neuromuscular junction development; protein ubiquitination. Gene Ontology annotation, molecular function: zinc ion binding; protein binding; ubiquitin protein ligase activity. Gene Ontology annotation, cellular component: neuromuscular junction. The record is from RefSeq and is a predicted model, not a curated record. The coding region runs from base 1 to 2997 and encodes 998 amino acids. Lineage: Eukaryota; Metazoa; Chordata; Mammalia; Chiroptera; Molossidae.
AUGGGCUUCGAGCUGGACCGCUUCGACGGCGACGUGGACCCGGACCUGAAGUGCGCGCUGUGCCGCAAGGUGCUGGAGGACCCGCUGACCACGCCGUGCGGCCACGUCUUCUGCGCCGGCUGCGUGCUGCCCUGGGUGGUGCAGGAGGGCAGCUGCCCCGCGCGCUGCCGCGGCCGCCUGUCGGCCAAGGAGCUCAACCACGUGCUGCCGCUCAAGCGCCUCAUCCUCAAGCUGGACAUCAAGUGCGCGCACGCGGCGCGGGGCUGCGGCCGGGUGGUCAAGCUUCAGGAGCUGCCCGAGCACCUGGAGCGCUGCGACUUUGCGCCCGCGCGCUGCCGCCACGCGGGGUGCGCCCAGGUGCUGCCGCGGCGCGACCUGGAGGCGCACAUGCGGGACGCGUGCGACGCGAGGCCCGUGGGCCGCUGCCAGGAGGGCUGCGGGCUGCCGCUGACGCGCGGGGAGCUGCGCGCCGGCGGCCACUGCUGCGCCCGGGCCCUGCGGGCGCACAACGGCGCGCUGCAGGCCCGGCUCGCCGCGCUGCACAAGGCGCUCAAGAAGGAGGCGCUGCGCGCGGGCAAGCGGGAGAAGUCGCUGGUGGCGCAGUUGGCCGCGGCGCAGCUGGAGCUGCAGAUGACCGCCCUGCGCUACCAGAAGAAGUUCACCGAGUACAGCGCGCGCCUGGACUCUCUCAGCCGCUGCGUGGCCGCGCCGGCUGGCGGCAAGGGUGAAGAAACCAAGAGCCUGACCCUGGUCCUGCACCGCGACUCUGGCUCCCUUGGCUUCAACAUCAUCGGGGGCCGGCCGUGCGCGGACAACCAGGACGGAUCGUCCAGCGAAGGCAUCUUCGUGUCCAGGAUAGUGGACACUGGGCCCGCGGCCAAGGACGGAGGCCUGCAGAUCCACGACCGGAUAGUGGAGGUCAACGGCAAAGACUUGUCCCGGGCGACGCACGAACAGGCGGUGGAAGCCUUCCGGACGGCCCGGGAGCCCAUUGUGGUGCAGGUGCUGCGCCGGGCGCCGCGGACCAGAGCCCUCCCGGCGCCCUCAGAGGCCCAGCUGGUGGACACGGGCACCCAGACGGACAUCACCUUCGAGCACAUCGCGGCCCUCUCCAGGCUGGCCCCGCCCGCCCCGCCCGCGCUGGAGCCCUACCUGCUGCCCGCAGAGCCCUCAGCCCACGGGUACUACGACCCCAGCGACUACCUGGGAGGCCCUCAGGACAUGGACAGAGUGGAGCUGGAGCUGGAGGAAGUGGACCUGUACCGGGGGAGCAGCCAGGACAAGCUGGGCCUCACCGUGUGCUACCGCACAGAUGACGAGGACGACAUUGGGAUUUACAUCAGCGAGAUCGACCCGAACAGCAUCGCGGCCAAGGACGGACGCAUCCGAGAAGGAGACCGCAUCAUCCAGAUUAACGGGAUCGAGGUCCGGAACCGUGAAGAGGCCGUGGCUCUUCUAACCAGUGAAGAGAACAAGAACUUUUCCUUGCUCAUUGCAAGGCCCGAGCUCCAGCUGGACGAGGGCUGGAUGGACGAGGACAGAAACGACUUCCUGGACGACCUGCACAUGGACAUGCUUGAGGAGCAGCACCACCAGGCCAUGCAGUUCACCGCCGGCGCGCGCCCGCAGAAGCAGCAUGAAGAAGACGGGGGGACCACGGACACGGCCACCGUCCUGUCCAACCAGCACGAGAAGGACAGCGGUGUGGGCCGCACGGACGAGAGCACGCGCAACGACGAAAGCUCGGAGCAGGAGAACAACGGUGACGAGGCCCCCGUGGCCACCGCCCUGGCCGGGCAGAGGACGCGCACGUGCAGCCAGGACACGCUGGGCAGCGGCGACCUGCCCUUCGGCGGUGAGUCACUGCUCUGGGCGGACUGUGCCGACGCGGCCGAGUGUGAGCGCUUCCGGCAGCUGCUGGAGCUCAGGUGCGCGGAGCGGGGCGCGGACAGCGGGGCCCAGGACAGUGUGGACAGGGAGCUGGAGCUGCUCAACGCCGAGCUGCGCAGCCUGGAGCUGGAGUGUCUGAGCGUCGUGCGCGCGCACCGGGCGCGGCAGCUGCGCGAGGCCUGGACGCUGCACCCCGGGGGCCUCCGCGGCUGCGACGGGGACCCGGACGGCCGCAGGCGCGAGCUCUCGGACAUCACCGAGCUCCCGGAGAAGUCGGACAAGGACAGCUCCAGUGCCUACAACACCGGCGAGAGUUGCCGGAGCACCCCGCUCGCCCUGGACAUGUCCCCCGACAGCUCCCUGAGGAGAGGGGCCGCGGGGGCCUGCGGGCCAUCCCCCGACAGCCCGCUCUGCAUCACCGAGGACGCGGACCUUCGCGGGGCCCCGCAGAGCCCUGAGCGCAGCCCCGGUGAGGGCCCGGGCCCCGCGCCCCCCGCGCACGCGCCCCACAAGCUGGCCCACAUCCCGGCGCACGCGCGGCGCUACCGCAGCUACAUGCAGCUGGUGCAGCAGAAGUCGGCGGUGGAGUACGCGCACAGCCAGGUGAGCCUGCUCGGCGUGUGCAAGGACCCGGGCCCCGGCAGCCCGCCCGAGCCCCGCGCCGAGUGGAAGGUGAAGGUGCGCAGCGACGGCUCGCGCUACAUUACCAAGCGGCCGGUGCGGGACCGCCUGCUGCGGGAGCGCGCGCUGCGCAUCCGCGAGGAGCGCAGCGGGGUCACCACGGACGACGACGCCGCCAGCGACAUGAAGCUGGGCCGCUACUGGAGCCGCGAGGAGCGCAAGCGGCACGUGGCGCGCGCCCGGGAGCAGCGGCGGAGGCGCGCGCUCCUGCUGCAGAGCCGGCUGGACGGCCCCAGGGAGCAGCCCGCGGACGACGACCGGAGGGAGGUGAGCAUCCUGGAGCUGAGCCACAAGAAGAUGAUGAGGAGGAGGAACAAGAAGAUCCUGGAUAACUGGAUGACCAUCCAGGAGCUGCUGACUCACGGCGCCAAGUCCCCGGACGGCACCAGGGUGUACAACUCCUUCCUCUCGGUGACCACGGUGUGAGCAC